Molecule: messenger RNA, 1232 nt
Organism: Owenia fusiformis
Lineage: Eukaryota; Metazoa; Annelida; Polychaeta; Sabellida; Oweniidae
Source: the annotation of a GenBank genome assembly
AAAACUGACAUAUUGAAAGUUCUCGAAGGAACCAUGGGCUGUUCUCAAAAGAUAACAUCUCUUCUCGGGGUGUAUCGCAAUAAAACACAUUAUUCAACAAAAAAGACAUUUGGUGCUACAAAGUCAAAAGCAAUGCAGAAUUAUUACAAUCCACUGGUAUAUGACACUCUUUGGGCAAUAGCACUAUCAAUAAACGGAUCCAUUCAGAAGCAUGGAAUCGAAAAAGUCAAGAAUUAUCGACACAGAGAUAACAAAACCAAACCAGUUCUCGAUUCACUUUAUAAAAAUCUUCUUGCUGUUGACUUUCAAGGAAUGUCGGGACACUUCUAUUAUGACAAUGUAUCUGGUCUUAGACAGUUUGACAGUCAUAUUGGACUUUUCGAUUCAAAUGGGGAAUUGUCGGAUAUUGGCUAUUUCGACAAGAACGUUAGCAAGCUGUUUAUGACUGAGCCAGAUACUGUAGUCUGGAAAUCAAAAGGUGGAUCUGCACCACUAGACGAGGAAAUAAAACAAUACGAACGCAGAUGCAUUAGUAAGACUGUCACAAUCGUGCUCUCUGUACUUGCUGGCAUUGGGAUAUUACUAGCAUUAAUCUACAUUAUUUACGCAGUGGUUCAUCGGGACCAUAUAAUGAUCAAAGACGGAUGGCCGAUAAUGACUUUCGUGAUACUUAUUGGUUGUAUCAUACUUGACGUCUAUAUCUUGAUUCACAUCGGUGACCUACAGACUGGUAUACACCCAGAACCCUUAAAUGGAGAUUUAUGCAAAGCAACCACUGGGCUUCUCAUAUUCGGAUUCACAUUCUUGUACGGAGGGAUGACUGUAAAGUUAUGGGGAAUUUACAAGUUUUUCAGUCAGAAUAAGAAGAAAGUGAUAAAUGAAGGAUGGUUGGUAUUCAUAUUCUUCAUGCUCAUUGUUGCUGAUGUCAUAGUAGUUGCUCUUUGGUUUGUCAUAGAUCCUUUAUAUCCUAUGUCGAUUGAACUGGAUUCAACUCUUGACGACGACACAUCUGUUCGAACAAUAACGGUAAUGAUUGGAUGUGAAUCGGUGUAUAAAACAUAUUUCCUUAUCGCCAUACUAUGCUACAAAGCAAUCGUGCUGUUGCUCGGGGGGUUCAUAGUUUGGCCAGCAUUGUUUAUGUCAAUGAAGAAAGGGUUUUCUCACUUUUCUGGUUUUGCUGUAUCCAUGUUCACUAGUUUGUUGGCCAGUAUUGUAUCGGUUGUUAUUUCAUU